Messenger RNA from Cotesia glomerata, 2346 nucleotides. Its product is annotated as peptidyl-prolyl cis-trans isomerase CYP95-like. The transcript is spliced from 3 exons. The record is from RefSeq and is a predicted model, not a curated record. Lineage: Eukaryota; Metazoa; Arthropoda; Insecta; Hymenoptera; Braconidae. The coding region runs from base 1 to 2346 and encodes 781 amino acids.
AUGAGAUAUCAACCGAGAUAUCUAGCGAGAUCGUCAGCGCAACAUCCAGCGAGAUCAUCAGCGCGUUGUCAUGCAAGAUAUCCAGUGAGACCGUCAGCGCGAUAUCCAGCGAAAUCAUCAGCGCGAUGUCAUGCAAGAUAUCCAGUGAGAUCACCAGCGCGAUAUCCAGCGAGAUCAUCAGCGCGAUGUCAUGCAAGAUAUCCAGUGAUACCGUCAGCGCGAUAUCCAGCGAGAUCAUCAGCGCGAUGUCAUGUAAGACAUCCAGUGAGACCAUCAGCAAGAUAUCCAGCGAGAUCAUCAGCGCGAUUGAGAUCAUUAGCACGAUGUCAUGCAAGAUAUCGAGUGAGACUGUCAGCGCGAUAUCCAGUGAGAUCAUCAGCGAGAUGUCAUGCAAGAUCUCCAGUGAGACCGUCAGCAAGAUAUCCAGCGAGAUCAUCAGCGCGAUGUCAUGCAAGAUAUCCAGUGAGACCGUCAACGAGAUAUAAACCGAGAUAUCUAGCGAGAUCGCCAGCGCGAUAUCCAGCAAGAUCAUCAGCGCGAUGUCAUGUAAGAUAUCCAGUGAGACCGUCAGUGCGAUAUCCAGCGAGAUCAGCAGCGCAAUGUCAUGCAAGAUAUCUAGCGAGAUCAUCAGCGCGAUGUCAUGCAAGAUAUCCAGUGAGACCGUCAACGAGAUAUCAACCGAGAUAUCUAGCGAGAUCGCCAGCGCGAUAUCCAGCGAGAUCAUCAGCGCGAUGUCAUGCAAGAUAUCCAGUGAGACCGUCAGCGCGAUAUCCAGCGAGAUCAUCAGCGCGAUGUCAUGUAAGAUAUCCAGUGAGACCGUCAGCGCGAUAUACAGGGAGACCAUCGAUGAGAUAUCAACUGAGAUAUCUAGCGAAAUCGUCAGCGCAAUAUCCAGCGAGAUCAUCAGCGCGAUGUCAUGCAAGAUAUCCAGUGAGACCAUAUCCAGCGAGAUCAUCAGCGCGAUGUCAUGCAAGAUAUCCAGUGAGAUCGCCAGCGCGAUAUCCAGCGAGAUCAUCAGCGCGAUGUCAUGCAAGAUAUCCAGUGAUACCGUCAGCGCGAUAUCCAGCGAGAUCAUCAGCGCGAUGUCAUGUAAGAUAUCCAGUGAGACCGUCAGCGCGAUAUCCAGUGAGAUCAUCAGCGCGAUGUCAUGCAAGAUAUCCAGUGAGACCAUCAGCAAGAUAUCCAGCGAGAUCAUCAGCGCGAUGUCAUGCAAGAUAUCCAGUGAGACCGUCAACGAGACAUAAACCGAGAUAUCUAGCGAGAUCGCCAGCGCGAUAUCCAGUGAGAUCAUUAGCACGAUGUCAUGCAAGAUCUCCAGUGAGACCGUCAGCGAGAUAUCCAGCGAGAUCAUCAGCUCGAUGUCAUGCAAGAUAUCCAGUGAGACCGUCAACGAGAUAUAAACCGAGAUAUCUAGCGAGAUCGCCAGCACGAUAUCCAGCGAGAUCAUCAGCGCGAUGUCAUGCAAGAUAUCCAGUGAGACCGUCAGUGCGAUAUCCAGCGAGAUCAGCAGCGCAAUGUCAUGCAAGAUAUCCAGCGAGAUCAUCAGCGCGAUGUCAUGCAAGAUAUCCAGUGAGACCGUCAACGAGACAUCAACCGAGAUAUCUAGCGAGAUCGCCAGCGCGAUAUCCAGCGAGAUCAUCAGCGCGAUGUCAUGCAAGAUAUCCAGUGAGACCGUCAGCGCGAUAUCCAGCGAGAUCAUCAGCGCGAUGUCAUGCAAGAUCUCCAGUGAGACCGUCAGCGAGAUAUCCAGCGAGAUCAUCAGCUCGAUGUCAUGCAAGAUAUCCAGUGAGACCGUCAACGAGAUAUAAACCGAGAUAUCUAGCGAGAUCGCCAGCACGAUAUCCAGCGAGAUCAUCAGCGCGAUGUCAUGCAAGAUAUCCAGUGAGACCGUCAGCGCGAUAUCCAGCGAGACCAUCAACGAAAUAUAAACCAAGAUAUCUAGCGAGAUCGCCAGCGCGAUAUCCAGCGAGAUCAUCAGCGCGUUGUCAUGCAAGAUAUCCAGUGAGACCGUCAGCGCGAUAUCCAGCGAAAUCAUCAGCGCGAUGUCAUGCAAGAUAUCCAGUGCGCGAUAUCAGCGAGAUCAUCCAGCGCGAUAUCAAGAUAUCCAGCGAGAUCAUCAGCGCGAUGUCAUGCAAGAUAUCCAGUGAUACCGUCAGCGCGAUAUCCAGCGAGAUCAUCAGCGCGAUGUCAUGCAAGAUAUCCAGUGAUACCGUCAGCGCGAUAUCCAGCGAGAUCAUCAGCGCGAUAUCAUGUAAGACAUCCAGUGAGACCAUCAGCAAGAUAUCCAGCGAGAUUAUCAGCGCGAUGUCAUGCAAGAUAUCCAGUGAGACCGUCAACGAGACAUAA